This is a messenger RNA of Lutra lutra (Eurasian river otter), 1830 nucleotides long. RefSeq names its product spermatogenesis associated 45 (gene SPATA45). Bases 930 to 1211 code for a protein of 93 amino acids. The record is from RefSeq and is a predicted model, not a curated record. The transcript is spliced from 5 exons. NCBI's taxonomy places the organism in Eukaryota, Metazoa, Chordata, Mammalia, Carnivora, Mustelidae.
GGGUGCUUCUGUCAGGGAUGAGGCGGGAGCAAAUUUGCCGGGUGGAGAGGAGGAAGGCGGGACUGGAAGGUUAAGGCCGCGCGUUCUCUGCGGCGGAAAGAUGCAGUCGCCGAGAGUAGUCAACGUGGGAAGAGAGCGGGAGGGGAUGCGGAGGGGGUGGGGAGGGUGAGCGGGAGGGGAGGGCGGGAGGCGGCCGGGGCACCUCCGCCUCUCGGAACUGAAACGAGGGGGCGGGAGACAAAGAGGUGCGCAUUGCGCUCCUCACCCGGGGGGGCUGCGCGAGGGCGGGGUCCACACGCAGGCCGAGGACGAGUUUGGCCUCGGCCCAGCACAGCUGGGCCUCAGGAUCCGACCCCGCCUUUAGAGCAGACAGGACCCCAUUUCAGAAAUUCGUGCCGCCGCGGCAGAGGAAAAACACCAGAAUGCGCUUCAGCCCACAUAGAUUUCGUCAGCAAUCUGCCGCUGGUGAAGUUGGAAUCCCCCGCCCCGCUGACGACGGAGGCCGGCGGGACCGACGGGCCGUGCCCGAGCAGACCCUGUGACUCAAGGUUCUCCCUCGGACCCCCUCCCGCAGCUCGGCUUACUGGACGCGCAGGUGCAGUGGGCUCCGGGGACUCCAGGUACCAAACUUGUGUAUGUUCCAGACACUGGUGCCCCAGGGAAUCAAACAAUGAAGCCGGUCCUGCUCUCGAGAGCACGUGUUAAAGAAGGCUCCCUGGUUUCCCAAUUCAAAGGAUUCUGUUGGUCACAGUUUAGAGCCUGAUGAAGAGGUAUUCUGAAAAUAUUAUCAAAGAAAGACAGCCCUUGAGCCCCAUUGAAAGAGACUUUACCAAGUGCCUCUGAUGACCAAUACUGCUGCAAAAGGAGAAGGCAUUGAGCCUUGGGUACACACGUCACAGCUGAAGGAGGUCCCCCUGAUCCCUCCAUAGAUGCUGGAGAUCUCCAAAUCAAAUUGGCAAGGAAGAGAAGUAGCUGGCAUUGAGGCUUAUGGACCUGGAUCAGUGGGAAACCCAUUGGAGAGGCUCCACAGCUGUGUGAUCGAUGAAACGAAUAAGCUGAUGAGGAAAUGGAGAACGUGGCUGUGCGGUUUAGACGAGGUCUGGAAUGGGACCUGCAACAGCACUGAGGUGUGCCUGGAUCAUGACCAAGGAGUAUUGAGCCAAGGAAUACCAGGAGCAACUGGUGAAGACGACAGUGCAUUUCAGGUAUGAUGGCCACGACCUGUAUAAUACCAUUUUCUGAGGCAGCAGCCAGGAAACAUGCCAGACACAGUAAACCCAUCUUUGCUUUGUGUUUUUCAUCUCUCAUUAAUCAGUUGCUUAAGCUGAUUAAAAAAUUAGGGCUGUUAAUUUUUAAAUGAAGGAAUAUAAACUACUUGACCCAAUUUUUCAUUUGCUCUACGCUGGCCUUCUAAAUGUCAUAAUCACACUUGAAAGUAGGCUGACUUGCAGAAUCACCUUAGUUCAUUUCCACCUCCGCCCUUAUCCCACUCCCUUCCCUUCCUUUUAAGAAAUCAAAUUAAAACACGGCUUAUUCUAUGAGAAUAUGGACUGGAACUGUCAAACGUAAAUACUAGGCACACUUCUCUCAGGAAACUAAGUACCUUGCUCAUUUAAGAGGCUGAUGGUGGGUCUUCCAGCAGAGCGUGAGUGAACAUUUCUGUUUAACAACAAAAAAUUCCUUUUAGGUACUUAAUCUGAAAGUGUUAUUUUUGUUCUAUUCAAGUAAUUCAGAGAAUAAGAAAUACAGAGCUCCAUCUCAGGAGAAUCAUUAUUCAAUUUUCUCUAUAGCUAUUAAUAUAGAAAGAUGAUUAAUUAACCUACAAAGGCA